ACAAUGGGUUCGAUAGGCACAUCUCCGGUUCCCGAAAACGGCUCUGAUACCCCCAACGGCGCCACCGUCACAUACGACGGCGACACCAAGCCUCACACCGGCGAUGGAUAUCCUCCCUCCGCCGCCGUGACGACGCCGGAAUCGGAAGCGUCGAAGAAGCGGAGGAUGUCCCUGCUUCCUUUGGAGGUCGGCACGAGCGUCCUGUGUCGUUGGAGGGACAACAAGUACCAUGGAGUCAAGGUCAUCGAGCGCCGGAGGGUUCACGGCGGCGGACCCAACGAUUACGAGUAUUACGUUCACUAUACCGAGUUCAAUAGGAGGCUUGAUGAGUGGGUGAAACUUGAUCAACUUGACCUUGAUUCAGUAGAGGCUGUUGUUGAUGAGAAAGUGGAGGACAAGGUCACAAGCUUGAAAAUGACUCGCCAUCAGAAGCGUAAGAUUGAUGAGACCCAUGUGGAGGGGCAUGAGGAACUUGAUGCUGCUAGCUUACGUGAACAUGAAGAAUUUACUAAAGUGAAAAAUAUAGCGACUAUAGAACUUGGAAGAUAUGAGAUUGAGACAUGGUACUUCUCGCCGUUUCCACCAGAAUAUAAUGACUCGGGGAAGCUGUACUUCUGUGAGUUUUGUCUCAAUUUCAUGAAGCGUAAAGAACAGCUUCAGAGGCAUAUGAGGAAGUGUGAUCUUAAGCAUCCUCCUGGUGAUGAGAUAUACCGGAAUCAUACGCUUUCUAUGUUUGAGGUUGAUGGUAAAAAGAACAAGGUUUAUGGACAGAACCUUUGUUAUUUAGCAAAGCUGUUUCUUGAUCACAAGACCCUGUACUAUGAUGUUGACCUCUUUCUAUUUUACAUUCUAUGUGAAUGUGAUGAUCGGGGAUGCCAUAUGGUUGGAUAUUUUUCAAAGGAAAAACAUUCGGAGGAGUCCUAUAACUUGGCAUGUAUCCUUACCCUUCCUCCUUAUCAAAGAAAAGGCUAUGGAAAAUUUCUAAUUGCCUUUUCAUAUGAACUAUCAAAGAAAGAAGGUAAAGUUGGUACGCCCGAAAGACCCCUCUCUGACCUAGGACUAUUAAGCUACAGAGGAUACUGGACCCGGGUGCUUCUAGAUAUCUUGAAGAAGCAUAAGGGAAAUAUUUCCAUCAAGGAGCUCAGUGACAUGACUGCCAUCAAGGCAGAGGAUAUUUUGACCACUCUUCAGAGUCUAGAAUUAAUUCAGUACAGGAAAGGGCAGCAUGUCAUCUGUGCUGAUCCAAAGGUCUUGGACCGUCACUUAAAAGCAGCUGGUCCUGCUGGUCUGGAGGUUGAUGUUGGCAAAUUGAUCUGGACGCCGUAUAAAGAGCAAGGCUGAUGAUUUGAUAAACGUGUUUCAUCAAUCCUUUAGUCUGCUGCACCUUGUAUAUAUACCUAGGGAAUGAAAACAGGAGUUGGACUUGAAUUCUAGAUUAUCCUAGUCAUGAAUUCUUGACACUAUUUGCUCUUUUUAAUGUAACAAUUUUAUCGUGUAUUUGACCAAACGGUCUAAGAGAGUAGUAACUGAGUCUUACUUUUCUGUUUGC
Messenger RNA from Fragaria vesca subsp. vesca, 1549 nucleotides. RefSeq names its product probable MYST-like histone acetyltransferase 1-like. Gene Ontology annotation, molecular function: histone acetyltransferase activity. Gene Ontology annotation, biological process: regulation of DNA-templated transcription. The transcript has 9 exons. NCBI's taxonomy places the organism in Eukaryota, Viridiplantae, Streptophyta, Magnoliopsida, Rosales, Rosaceae. The record is from RefSeq and is a predicted model, not a curated record. Bases 4 to 1341 code for a protein of 445 amino acids.